Lemur catta (Ring-tailed lemur) is the source of this 4337-nucleotide messenger RNA. It is a transcript of the gene LIG3, whose product is annotated as DNA ligase 3. Gene Ontology annotation, cellular component: DNA ligase III-XRCC1 complex. Gene Ontology annotation, molecular function: DNA ligase (ATP) activity; zinc ion binding; ATP binding. Gene Ontology annotation, biological process: mitochondrial DNA repair; lagging strand elongation; DNA biosynthetic process. Bases 547 to 3597 code for a protein of 1016 amino acids. NCBI's taxonomy places the organism in Eukaryota, Metazoa, Chordata, Mammalia, Primates, Lemuridae. The record is from RefSeq and is a predicted model, not a curated record. The transcript has 20 exons.
GUCCGGGGGGGAGGUUCGCGGCUCCCCGGGAGCCCCACGGGGCCGCGGGAGGGAAGGGCCCCCCCCUUCCCCAGGCAGUGCCCCCUUCGGGACCCGCGGGGGCUUCUCGGCCCCCGGCCCGGUGUGCAUACUCUCGCGCUGAAGUGGGCGUUUGGGAACCUUGCUCGCGUCCCCGGCCCGGUGGAGGAACGCUCCCUUCCGCAGCGCCGCCGACUGGGCUCGCGGUUCCGCCGGGGCCGGCCGGGCGCAGCGCGAGGACUCGGGGGCCCGGCACCGCCGCCAGCCCCCGCCUGCAGCCAGCUCUCCGCACCCCGGCCCGCAGCCCAGCCCACUCCGCGAACGCGCCGCGGGACGCCUCUCGGGGACGGCGGCUGCGGCGCGGCCUCCAGGCUUCCUUCUCGGGUCCCUGGGCUGCGGCCGUUGGAAGGCGGGGAGCAGACGGGUUUCCUCUAAGCCGCAUUGUACCUCCUAGUGGCCCGGCGCCUCCCGAGCCUUCCUCAAGUCCGCCCCUUUCAUUAUUUGAGGGGGCUGGGGUUUGUUCUCUGUAUGACUUUGGUUUUUAAGAUCCUUUUCCCACAAACUCUCCGUGCACUCAGCCGAAAAGAACUGUGUCUAUUCCGAGACCAGCAUCACUGGCCUGACAUAAGACAAUUCAGCCAGUGGUCAGAAACAGAUCUGCUUCAUGGACGCUGCCUCCUCCAAAGAAGAAAGCCUGUUCUGUCAUUCCUGGGAGGCCAUCUAAGACCACGUGCCACCUGCCUUGUUUUCUUGCCAGGGUCGCAUGUGGGACUCUGCAGUGGCCCCUAUGAGAUGGCUGAGCAACGGUUCUGUGUCGACUAUGCCAAGCGUGGCACAGCUGGCUGCAAAAAAUGCAAGGAAAAGAUUGUGAAGGGCGUUUGCCGAAUUGGCAAAGUGGUGCCCAAUCCCUUCUCAGAGUCCGGGGGUGAUAUGAAAGAGUGGUACCACAUUAAAUGCAUGUUUGAGAAACUGGAGCGGGCCCGGGCCACCACAAAAAAAAUCGAAGACCUCACAGAGCUGGAAGGCUGGGAAGAGCUGGAAGAUAAUGAGAAGGAACAGAUAACCCAGCACAUUGCAGAUCUGUCUUCUAAGGCAGCAGGUACACCAAAGAAGAAGGCCGUUGUCCAGGCUAAGUUGACGACCACUGGCCAGGUAACAUCUCCAGUGAAAGGCGCCUCCUUUGUCACCAGUACCAAUCCCCGGAAAUUUUCUGGCUUUUCAGCCAAGCCCAAUAACUCUGGUGAAGCCCUCUCAAGCCCUGUCCGUAAGAGAAGUCUGUCUUCAAGCAGAUGUGACCCCAAGCACAAGGACUGUCUGCUGCGGGAGUUUCGGAAGUUGUGCGCCAUGGUGGCUGAUAAUCCUAGCUACAACACAAAGACCCAGAUCAUCCAGGACUUCCUGCGGAAAGGCUCAGCAGGAGAUGGUUUCCACGGUGAUGUGUACCUAACGGUGAAGCUGCUGCUGCCGGGUGUCAUUAAAAGUGUCUACAACUUGAAUGAUAAGCAGAUUGUGAAGCUUUUCAGUCGCAUUUUUAACUGCAACCCAGAUGAUAUGGCACGGGACCUAGAGCAGGGUGACGUGUCAGAGACAAUCAGAGUCUUCUUUGAGCAGAGCAAGUCUUUCCCCCCAGCUGCCAAGAGCCUCCUUACCAUCCAGGAAGUGGAUGGAUUCCUCCUGCAGCUCUCCAGGCUCACCAAGGAGGAUGAGCAGCAACAGGCCCUGCAGGACAUCGCCUCCAGGUGUACAGCCAAUGACCUGAAGUGCAUCAUCAGGUUGAUCAAACAUGAUCUGAAGAUGAACUCAGGUGCAAAACAUGUGUUAGACGCUCUUGACCCCAAUGCCUAUGAAGCCUUCAAAGCCUCGCGCAACCUGCAGGAUGUGGUGGAGCGGGUCCUUCUCAACGAGCAGGAGGUGGAGAAAGAGCCAGGCCGGAGAAGGAUUCUGAGCGUCCAGGCCUCGCUGAUGACGCCUGUACAGCCCAUGCUGGCCGAGGCCUGCAAGUCCAUCGAGUACGCAAUGAAGAAAUGUCCCAACGGCAUGUUCUCUGAGAUCAAGUAUGACGGCGAGCGAGUCCAGGUGCAUAAGAAUGGGGAACACUUCAGCUACUUCAGCCGCAGUCUCAAGCCCGUCCUACCUCACAAGGUGGCCCACUUUAAGGACUAUAUCCCCCAGGCUUUUCCUGGGGGCCACAGCAUGAUCUUGGACUCUGAGGUGCUCCUGAUUGACAACAAGACAGGCAAACCAUUGCCCUUUGGGACUCUGGGAGUACACAAGAAAGCUGCCUUCCAAGAUGCUAAUGUCUGCCUAUUUGUUUUUGAUUGUGUCUACUUUAAUGAUGUCAGCUUGAUGGACAGGCCUCUGUGUGAGCGGCGGAAGUUUCUUCAUGACAACAUGGUUGAAAUUCCAAACCGGAUCAUGUUUUCAGAAAUGAAGCAAGUCACGAAAGCUUCAGACCUGGCCGACAUGAUAAACCGGGUGAUCCGGGAGGGGUUGGAAGGGCUGGUGCUGAAGGAUGUGAAGGGUACAUAUGAGCCUGGGAAGCGGCACUGGCUGAAAGUGAAGAAAGACUAUUUGAACGAGGGGGCCAUGGCUGACACAGCUGACCUGGUGGUCCUCGGGGCCUUCUAUGGGCAAGGGAACAAAGGUGGCAUGAUGUCCAUCUUCCUCAUGGGCUGCUAUGACCCUAGCAGCCAGAAGUGGUGCACAGUCACCAAGUGUUCAGGAGGCCAUGAUGAUGCCACACUUGCCCGCCUGCAGAAGGAACUGGACAUGGUGAAGAUCAGCAAGGAUCCCAGCAAAAUACCCAGCUGGCUGAAGAUCAACAAGAUCUACUAUCCUGACUUCAUUGUGCCAGACCCAAAGAAGGCUGCCGUGUGGGAAAUCACAGGCGCUGAAUUCUCCAAAUCUGAGGCUCACACUGCUGAUGGCAUCUCCAUCCGAUUCCCUCGCUGCACCCGGAUCCGUGACGAUAAGGACUGGAAAUCUGCCACUAACCUCCCCCAACUCAAGGAACUGUACCAGCUGUCCAAGGAGAAGGCAGACUUCACUGUAGUGGCUGGAGAUGAGGGGAGCUCCACUACAGGGAGCAGCAAUGGAGAGAACAAGGGCACCUCAGGGUCUGCUGUGCCCCACAAGGCCCCCGGAGCCUCCCCCAGCAAGCCCUUUGCUAGUGCCAGGAAAGCAGAAGGGAAGCUGAGUAACCCCAGCAGCAAAGGCGGCAACAUGCCGACUGCAAAGCCUUCCCCCGUGAAAGUGGGAGAGAAGCUGACCACGAAGUCGUCUCCAGUGAAAGUGGGGCAAAAGCGGAAAGCUGCUGACGAGACCCCGUGUCAAACAAAGGUGAGGGUGCUGUUGGACAUCUUCACUGGGGUGCGGCUCUACUUGCCGCCCUCCACACCGGAUUUCAGCCGUCUCAGACGCUACUUUGUGGCAUUUGAUGGGGACCUGGUGCAGGAAUUUGACAUGGCCUCAGCCACCCAUGUGCUGGGUAGCAGAGACAAGAACCCCGAGGCCCAGCAGGUCUCCCCGGAGUGGAUUUGGGCAUGUAUCCGGAAACGGAGGCUGGUAGCUCCCUGCUAGGAUCGCUGCCCUCCCUCUCCUUGGGCCACACUCUCCCUCACCACACUGCUGGACGGGGCUCAGGCUGAAGGCAGGCAGACAGAGGAACAGGACAGGGAAUGGGCUUGCUUCUUAAACCCGCCAAUCCUCCGUGGUGUCUUCUGGACCAGGAAUUAGCUGCGGUGGGUACCACAAGUGAAGUCAGUUUCUCUUGCUAGUUUAAAUAGAUCCUUCAGAUCUGGGUGCUGGCUUUGUCAUAUUUUUGUUUUCUUUGAAAAGAAGGUUUAGUUUUUGUUUAAAGUAUCUUACAGGUAUCUCUGUCCUUUCCCCACCUAAACCCCUAUAAUUUCCACAGUGAUUAAGCAAUAAAGGCUGGGCUGUUGAAGCUCUGUCCACAAAGUCUUCCCUCCCUGCCUGCCCUUUUUAAAAGUUGUAUUUAAAAGACAGCCCUCAGCAAUCCUUCUUAUAUUUAGUACAACUUAUAUUCACCCCUGGCCCUUUUUGCCAGGAGCAAACCCUCAUUUGAAAGAAAACAAAAUGAACUUUUAUGACGAUUCUUGUGUUCUCCCAUUACAGGGUGAGGGUCCCCAGUUUGACGGGAGGGGACUAGGAUCAGGUAGGAAGUUGUGGCCUUUCUGAAGAAAAGGGAGGUUAUUUGGGCUGCCCCUCUGGGGGGAUAGAGGGCUUCAGGAAGAUCUGCCUUCCCAAAAUCUGGAAACAAGACUGCUCUUUAAGAAUAAAAGCCCACACUUCAGAACAAA